This is a messenger RNA of Psilocybe cubensis, 2868 nucleotides long. RefSeq lists its product as uncharacterized. The coding region runs from base 1 to 2868 and encodes 955 amino acids. NCBI's taxonomy places the organism in Eukaryota, Fungi, Basidiomycota, Agaricomycetes, Agaricales, Agrocybaceae. Gene Ontology annotation, molecular function: ubiquitin conjugating enzyme binding; ubiquitin protein ligase activity; zinc ion binding. Gene Ontology annotation, cellular component: CCR4-NOT complex; cytoplasm; ubiquitin ligase complex. The record is from RefSeq and is a predicted model, not a curated record. Gene Ontology annotation, biological process: positive regulation of proteasomal ubiquitin-dependent protein catabolic process; protein polyubiquitination; ubiquitin-dependent protein catabolic process. The transcript has 9 exons.
AUGUCUUUGUUAAGUCCAAUCUCUCGGGCCCCAUCGAUGGAUGUGGCAGGUCCUUCGCGUACGACACCUUCUGAAUACGAGAUGGACGCCGAGACCUCUGCGCUGAUCGCCAAACUUGCGCUCGAAGAUCUUAAUGAGGUCUAUGCGGCGCGCAAAGGCAAAGCGCGGGCAGACGCGCCGCCUACGGACGAGGAGCUUGCGUUUGAGAUGCAGUGUCUGCAUUACCAGCAGUUAAUUACGCUAGCGGACGAUGAGCGGUUGGCGAAGAGUAUUAGCGACGCUGUGAGUGCGGAUGAGGCGUAUGUGGCUGCAUUGGUGGCGGCGGAGGAGGCAGCUGAGGCAGAUCGACGUGCGGCGGAGAUGUUAGCGAGGGGAGAGCCGAUGCCGGAGCAGAACGAGGCGCAGGCGAGGAUGGAGGAUAAGUCGUUUGUUAUGCAUCCUGAGCCGCCGAGCACAAAUUCUACAGCGACGUCUGCAAAUAUAGGAAAGCAACGGGAAAAGCUUGUUGACAUAGCAGAUGAAGAAAGUGUUGGACCUCCAUCGACAUUGGUUACUCCACCUUUCAUCAAGCCAACAAAUGACAGCAACCACACCCAGGUGUCCAUCGCCAAAGUAAGCGUGGGUGGACCUGCUUCGAGUUCUUCUUCAACAACCAAGAAGCGACAUCCAACGAUUGAGUGUACAAUCUGUACGGAAUCGUUCCCGGUGCACAGCGUUUUACGCGCUCCUUGUAAUGAUUAUUACUGUCAACCAUGCAUUAAAUCUCUCGUCGAACAUUUUAUUCGCGACGAGUCCCUGUUCCCACUUCGGUGCUGCCAGCAACAUAUUCCAAUUAACCUCGUCGAGCCAUUCAUUUCCUCUUCGCUCAACAAAAUGUUCCGCGCAAAACACCAAGAAUACAGCGUAUUAGCAAAAGACAGAGUCUAUUGCGUGACUCCGUCGUGUUCAAAAUUUCUGGGGUCGAGUGAGGGGGAUACAAUGUACGAGAUAUUGUGCACAGAUUGUUGGACGUCAACAUGCCCAAAGUGCAAACAAGCAUAUCAUGGAAGAGACGAGUGUCCUGUCGAUACCUUGAGAGUCGCGCUCCGUGAGCUUGGUGAAAGGGAGGGCUGGCAAACGUGCCCUGGGUGCCAGGUACUGGUCGAGCUCGAGCUGGGGUGCUAUCAUAUGACGUGCCGUUGUCAAAGCCAGUUCUGCUACUUGUGCGCGGCGCCGUGGAAGAACUGUGAGUGUCCCCAGUGGGAUGAGGCCAGGCUUCUCGCUACUGCAGAGAGGAGGGUGGAGAAUCAGGUUGGGGAGAGAGUUCAGAAUAUGGCGGCUAACUUGCGGGUUACCCAUGACUGUACUCCCUCACAUUCCUGGCAAUACCGGCCGGGUGGCGGACGGUGUGAAGAGUGUCAUUUCGAGCUCCCAAAUUAUCUUUUGUCCCAUUCUUCGCCACCAGGGACCUCGACCAGCUUGAAGAAAGCUCCGGCGGCGGCGGUGGCGGCGACCACAACGACGACCACCCAGCUCCAAACGCUCACUUCUGGCGAUUCCAUAAGAGCAUCUGUCAACCACCUGCUUGCAAGGGCGUUUUCUCUCCCCUGCUCGACAGCUGCGUUGGCUUUUACUCAGCUCGUUCAGCCAACCUCGCGAUUUCAGCUGGCUCUUGACGCGUUGUUGCCAAUUCUUGAUUCCAACACGUCUGCUGAGAAACAGGGGCUCACCAUCGAUGUGCACGUUCUACAGCUAGCUCAACGGAUUCUGGUCUCUUUUAUUCUGUAUUCGCUGUAUACGCCCCAUCCCGUCACCAUCAACCCCUUCAAAUCGGCUCUCCUCGUGGCUUACGUGAGGGAGCGUGAAAAGGCCGUCAGCAUUGCAAAUGAGGGUGGAGUUAGCCCCAAUGAGCAGUUUGUUUGGGUCUUGUGGAAAAUCCUGAAAGGUGAUGGUAAUGAUGUGAGUGUCACCAUUGUUUCCGCCCGCCACGCUCUUUCUAAUCGUAGCCAAUCCACCCAGAUUGGCCCAUAUUCCCCGAGCACGCUGUCACGCUGUCCACUUCCACCUAAACUAAGAGCGAUUAAUCUGGUCCUUGAUGAAGAAUUGUAUAAUAGUAUUUCUGACAUGCUAUCGGCCUCCUCCGAUACUGACGAAUCCACGACCAACUCUACGCAUACGCACACCUACAUUCACGACUCGAGAUCGCCUGUUCCUCGUGCAAUCUCGGACACUCCAUCUCGCUCGCCCGUCAACUUUGAUGAGGACAGAAAGAAUGAAAGGCUCAUCCAUGCUAUGAAGCUUUUGCUGGCAGCUCGCGAUCGCGUUCUCAGUCUGUCUGAGCAACGAAUGCUGGUACCGAUCAUCCCCGACCUUGCCAACACUAAUAUCAUCACCUCCAUCGAUCUGGCCCCCAUCAUCGCACAUAAUCCUACCAUUGCGCACCCGCUCCUCGUUGCCCUGCUCACGAACCCCAACCCGGAGAAGAACAAUCCUCUGCCGUUCUUGGACGUCAUUCCGUUCUUACCUCCCACACUCGCAACUUUCGACCUCUUUGGCCGCCUUUUGCGCGACCAAACGAGGGUCACGGUGCAGGGAUACUCCACGGUUGCUGACCUCGUGUUGAUUGAGGUCUUGGCCCGCUUUGUACACGAGUGCAUCAACUGGCUGGACCACGCAGAGCGUGAGGAACGAGAGGGCAAUAUCAGUGAUGAUCGAUUUGCUAAAGGAGUCCAGAACUUGUGCCGGUUCUACAACUCGCUCAUCAAGUUCAACAUUGUCGAUCCGACUGCGGACGCAGACUCGACUGAGAUGGCACACUUUAGCCUGCGCAAUGCCCGCUUCGAGGAAGCCAACAAUCUCUAUCGCGUCAUCGCCACAUCCAGGUUCUAA